Molecule: messenger RNA, 1343 nt
Organism: Halteromyces radiatus
Lineage: Eukaryota; Fungi; Mucoromycota; Mucoromycetes; Mucorales; Cunninghamellaceae
Exons: 8
Coding region: 59-1243 (394 amino acids)
Molecular function (GO): protein binding; phosphatidylinositol binding
Source: RefSeq, a predicted model, not a curated record
CUUCUUUAUACUUUUUUCUUUUUUUUUCCUUCUUUUUCUUUAUACUCAAUACUUAUCAAUGCCAUUCAAUUCUCCUUUACCCGCCAGUUUGGGAAGUGAAUGUAGAAAAGCCUCGAGAAUUCUCAAUUCUUUUAUUGAUCCCGGUGAAGGUCUAGAUAAAAUAAUUCCUAGUGGUAUUCUUCGUAAUGCCAAAGGUCUUGCUAUCUUGACUGUGCUCAAAGGUGGUUUUUUGUUUAGUGGACGAGCAGGUUCUGGUUUAGUUAUUGCAAGACUAGCAGAUGGCUCUUGGAGUGCACCUUCGGCCAUUGGUACUUUAGGAAUGGGAUUUGGUGGCCAAAUAGGUGGAGAAUUGACUGAUUUUGUGAUGGUACUACAAACUCAAGCUGCUGUCAAGGCAUUCAUGAGUUUUGGAAAUCUCACUUUAGGUGGAAAUAUUUCAGUGGCUGCUGGACCUGUCGGACGAAAUGCAGAAGCAUCAGGAACUGCAUCUAUUAAAAGUGUAGCGGCUAUCUAUUCUUAUAGUAAAACUCGUGGAUUAUUUGCUGGUGUGUCACUUGAAGGAUCAGUUAUUAUGGAGAGAUUUGAUGCGAAUGCCAAGAUGUAUGGAUACAAGGUUAAGGCGCGUGACCUAUUGGGUGGUAGUGUUCCUCCUCCAAGCGAAGCAUCCUCCCUAUAUCAGGCUUUGGAUAAUCGAUUCCGAUAUGAUAAUAAUAGUUAUUACGAUUUUAGACAACAAGGAUAUCAUCAACCAAACAAUAGUAGUUACAAUUAUGAUACUCGAGAUUUUGACAGUGGAUAUAAUGCAUCAAAUGGAACCAAUGGAUUAGGUCGAUCACAAACCUUCAGUAGAGCAGCAGUUAAAAGUAUGGCAACUGGUGGUGGUGGUGGUGGAUUAGGGACUAUGGAUUAUGGUAGAAGAUCUCGAUCAUCCAGUACAACAGAUCGAUGGCAACAAUCAUCUCCAAGAUUCGGUGAACGUGAUGAUGAUAUAUUAGGAUUACCUGAUACAACACCUACUGGAAAUUCGUCAUUUAACUCUAACAAUAGACCAGUAAUUACUGAUGGAAAACCACGUGCUCGUGCUCUUUUCAAUUUUGCUGGUCAACAAGCUGGUGAUCUUCCAUUUAAAAAGGGUGAUACCAUUGUGAUUGUCAAGAAAUCAGAAACGCAACAAGAUUGGUGGACAGGUGAAAUCGGAUCUCGAAAAGGAAUUUUCCCUGCUAAUUUUGUAGAACUCAUUUAGCUAUAUAGGAAUCAUAUAUUAUUUAUUGUAUCAUUAUUUUCUUUUAUACUUUCUUUAUAUAUAUUGACCCAAAAUAAAAUAUUCUUAUUCAACAACCGAC